AUGGAAGGGCGUCAGCAGCCGGCGGCGGUGCCCAGCUCUGCUUGUGCCUGGAGGCAGCACAACUUUGAGGCCAGAAACGCGUUUGGUGGCACCACCGAGGACUGUGGCAGUUGGGACAGUCCCGCUGCUGCUCUGCUGGCCACGGGGCGGGAGAAGGGCGGUGUGGGGAGCCCAAGGCUGCUGGUCGCGGCUCUCCUGGCCCAGGCCACUGUCCUGCCGAUCUUCACUGGCCCGGAACACGUCCCCGUGCUGGAUGUGCAGCAGGUCGAGCACCAGUCCUGCCCGGUGGCCUGGGCUGAGCCCUCCAAGCAGCCAGCAGCGGCAAGGGCUUUUGGAGAAUAUCUUUCACAAAACCAUCCUGAAGGUAGAAACGGCUCAGAUCACCUGUUAGCAGACUCCUACAUCGGACAGGAGGACUCCCCUGAGAUGCAGCAGGCGGCACAGAACAAGCGCAGGCUCUCCGUCAUCUCAGACGGCAAGUUCGAGAGGAGCUUCUCCGAGGAGCAGGCAGAGAAGAUGCCAAGCGAGGGACCAAAGCCGCGAGUCUACACGAUCUCCGGCGAGAGGCCGAUGCUGUCGGACCACGAGAAUGAAAGUAUGGAACUGGUGGUGAUGAAGGGGGCUGCCCAAGAGGAAUGCCACCACGGCCACCACGUGCACAGCGCUGGUGGCUCUCAUGGCGUCAGCAGGCAUUGCAAGGGCUGGCCGGGCAGCCGGCAGGGCUCCAAGGAGUGCCCCAGCUGCACCCGGCUGGCUGUCCCCUCCCAGCACUCCUUCGACCUGGAGCAGCAUCAAGCCAGCGAGACCGGCUGGCACAGAAAAAGGCUGGAGAGGAUGUACAGCGUUGAUCGAGUGUCUGAUGAUGUCCCCAUACGAACCUGGUUCCCAAAAGAGAACCUCUUCAGUUUUCAAACUGCUACUACAACUAUGCAAGCCAUCUCGGCGUUCAGGGGCUACGCAGAGAGGAAGAGACGGAAACGAGAGAAUGAUUCUGCAGCUGUUAUACAGAGGAAUUUUCGGAAGCACCUCCGCAUGGUGGGGAGCCGAAGGGUUAAAGCACAAACAUUUGCCGAACGGCGUGAGAGGAGCUUCAGCAGGUCCUGGAGUGACCCGACUCCCAUCAAAGCCGAUUCCUUCCAUGACUCUCGAGAAAGCCAUGACCUUCAGGAUUCCUGCGGCGCUUUGGAUGGUGACUUUGACUUGAACUGGGAAGCAGAAAAAGAACUCGAAGCCAUGGCAUGUGACGGAGAAGACUUUAUUCCGCCAAAAAUAAUGCUCAUUUCUUCCAAGGUGCCCAAAGCAGAGUAUGUCCCGACAAUUAUCCGCAGGGACGACCCUUCUAUCAUCCCCAUUCUCUACGACCAUGAACAUGCCACCUUUGAUGACAUCCUAGAGGAAAUAGAGAAGAAACUUAACAUUUAUCGGAAAGGCUGCAAAAUCUGGAAGAUGCUGAUAUUUUGCCAGGGAGGUCCUGGUCACUUAUACUUGCUAAAGAACAAAGUUGCCACUUUUGCCAAAGUGGAGAAGGAGGAAGAUAUGAUCCUCUUCUGGAAGAGGUUGAGCCGGCUGAUGAGUAAAGUCAAUCCUGAACCAAAUAUCAUUCACGUCAUGGGCUGCUAUGUUCUUGGAAACCCCAAUGGGGAGAAGCUAUUUCAGAAUCUGAAAAACUUAAUGAAUCCUUAUAGGGUUGCCUUUGAGUCUCCACUUGAACUAUCAGCUCAAGGUAAGCAAAUGAUCGAGACUUACUUUGACUUCCGCCUUUACCGCCUCUGGAAGACCCGCCAGCACUCUAAGCUAUUGGAUUACGAUGACAUUUUAUGAGCUGGAGAAGACUUUGCAAGAGGAAGUCGAUCACCGGUGUCCAAGAAGUCAUGCUUAUUGCAGAGAGACUUUUUUAUUGGCACGGGGAGCCCUUCAAAGCCCUACGGGAGGCAGCAGUGCAAAAGGGAGCGGAGAAGGAGCCCUCGGCAGCGCGUCGGGACGAAAGGCUCCUGGGUCAAGAGAGACUGGAGGGAAAGGGUGUGACACCUCGCUCGCCUCGGGUCAGAGCCGUGGUGUCUCAGGAGGAGCUGUGUGAAGCGAGGACAGGAUGGAGUUCCUUGCAGAACUGAGCUGUUUUGGGUCAGAAUGGGCCAGAUUUGAUUCCAGGUCCUUUUAAAGACUUUCAAAGCUCAGGUUUUCUUACAAAAAAAUAAAAUCAAUUACCCAUGCACUACAAUGAAGAAGUGACCAGAGCACAGAGGGAGGAGGGGUUUGGACUGAUGGGAGCUUCUGUGCUGAGGAUCUUGGAGAGCAAGGACCGCUACACCUACUCCUGCAAGCUUAGAUCAAGACGAUCCAGUUUCAAUGUGAAUAUAUACUGGAAUAUAGAAUUGAAAUCUAACUUUUGGUUUUGUUCUGUUUGAUAGAAAAUAAGUGCAAUUUUUAUAGCGAGAGGGGUAAAAUCCCUCCCAGUAUUUAAUUAGUUAAGAAUAACACACCAGUAACCAAUAGAUGAGGUAUUUUUGGUCUGCUUGAAAAUAUAUUCAGAAUGGUAAUAUAUCUUCUGUAGACAUAUUUAAUCACCAGCAAACAUGGUUUUAACAUAA
Molecule: messenger RNA, 2588 nt
Organism: Opisthocomus hoazin
Lineage: Eukaryota; Metazoa; Chordata; Aves; Opisthocomiformes; Opisthocomidae
Source: RefSeq, a predicted model, not a curated record